This is a messenger RNA of Trichosurus vulpecula (common brushtail), 1208 nucleotides long. RefSeq names its product WD repeat domain 83 (gene WDR83). The transcript has 9 exons. Lineage: Eukaryota; Metazoa; Chordata; Mammalia; Diprotodontia; Phalangeridae. Bases 74 to 1024 code for a protein of 316 amino acids. Gene Ontology annotation, molecular function: protein binding. The record is from RefSeq and is a predicted model, not a curated record. Gene Ontology annotation, biological process: mRNA splicing, via spliceosome. Gene Ontology annotation, cellular component: catalytic step 2 spliceosome.
CCGAAGCGUGGGGGGACCUCUAGGAUGUAACGCUGCAGACUCGGACAUCUUCGUUCCAGCUACCGUCCGGGACAUGGCGUUCCCAGAGCCGAGGCCAACGAAGCCGGAGCUGCCUCGGAAAUCGGUGCGGAGCCUGCCCUGCCGCCAGGGAGCCGUGCGAGCCGUGCGCUUCAAUGUUGAUGGUCGAUACUGCCUGACCUGUGGUAGUGACAAGUCGCUGUCCCUGUGGAGCCCCCUGCGGGGGACAUUGCUUCGGACUUACAGCGGCCACGGGGCCGAGGUGCUGGAUGCUGCAGGCUCAUUUGACAACAGCCGCCUGUGCUCUGGGGGGAGUGACCGAGCUGUUCUGUUUUGGGAUGUGGCGUCAGGCCAGAUUCUCCGAAAAUUCCGUGGCCAUGCAGGGAAGGUGAACUGUGUGCAGUUCAAUGAAGAAGCCACAAUAAUUAUAUCUGGCUCCAUUGAUUCAAGUGUCCGAUGCUGGGACUGCCGUUCACGACGCCCUGACCCUGUCCAGAUCCUAGAUGAAGCCAAGGAUGGUAUAUCCAGUAUAAAGCUGUCAGACCAUGAGAUCUUAGCAGGUUCUGUGGACGGACGUUCACGGCGCUAUGACCUACGGAUGGGAGAGCUGUAUGCAGACUAUGUGGGAAGUCCCAUCACUUGUGUAUGCUUUAGCAAAGAUGGCCAGUGCACGCUUGUCUCUAGCCUCGACUCUUGCCUUCGACUCCUGGACAAAGAUACAGGGGAGCUGCUGGGAGAGUACACAGGGCACAAGAAUCAUGAAUACAAGCUGGACUGCUGCCUGAGUGAGCGAGAUACCCAUGUGGUCAGUGCCUCGGAGGACGGAAACGUCUACUUCUGGGACCUGGUAGAGGGCACUCUGGCUUUGACCCUGCCUGUGAGCCAUGGUGUUGUCCAGUCCCUGGCCUUCCACCCCACCGAGCCCUGCCUGCUGACUGCGUCGGAAGGCAAUGUCCAGUGCUGGCGAGAAGAGUCAUUUGUAGCAGAGGACGAGUUACCUGCUUGAGGGACAGCACAGACGUACCUGGAUGGGACGCAUGGAGUUUAUUGGCCUUAGGGAUCUGUACUAUUACCUGCCAAGUAAAGAGAUCUUUAUCUCACGCCUAGGUAUUUGCUGACCUUGGCCAGGGCACCAUGAAAGUUGGGGAUGUCUGGGGAGUAACUGUGAGACAAUAAAUAGGAGGGAUCAG